Messenger RNA from Durusdinium trenchii, 477 nucleotides. Lineage: Eukaryota; Dinophyceae; Suessiales; Symbiodiniaceae. The record is from the annotation of a GenBank genome assembly.
AUGAUUCAAACCAAGAAGAAACGCACUGACUUAUCUGUCCCUGGGUUUGUUAAAGAGCAGUGGGAAAAGGGGACUGCAUCGAAAGACGAGCUGGCUCAACUCUUGAUCGACGUCAACUGGGCGAAGGAUGCUUUUCUGUGCGAGCUGGAGCAGGUGAUCAAGAAGAUCAAGAAGAUCCAGCUGACACGUGAUGAAGGAUGGUACUCAGAGGCUGAACUCAAGGAGUCUCGCAUCAAGGGAGCCCGAGAGUUCUGUGAGAAGAAUCGUGCUACUCAUUGCAGGGCAAACCGCUAUGAUGGUAUCCAAGAGCUGUGGGUGGUGGUGCGCGAAACCGCUACUCAUGCAGAGAUCCAAGAGGUCUCGGAAACUCACAAAUCGCGGAGGAAGGCUGAUGAAGGUCCUCAGAUUGCUGCUGAUUCCUUUGCCAAAAUUGAUGCCUUUGCGGGACAGUGCAACAACACGGCUGUUGCUGAAGCA